Molecule: messenger RNA, 378 nt
Organism: Ogataea philodendri
Lineage: Eukaryota; Fungi; Ascomycota; Pichiomycetes; Pichiales; Pichiaceae
Exons: 1
Coding region: 1-378 (125 amino acids)
Source: RefSeq, a predicted model, not a curated record
AUGCUCUUAAAUCCCGAGUUGAAGCCCAGCAGAUUGUUGAUUCCUGUGACCCAGUCGCCUCUGGUGCGUGCAACACACCAGAUUCCAGAUUUGACGUUUUCUGUGGACGGUACUUUCUUCAAGGAGAGCGAGCUGGGCAAGUUCCAAGAUGGGUCUAAUAUGGAGCCUGCUUCCGAGACAACGUGGAUUUCGUCGCCAGCACGAAGCUUGAGUUGUGGGAUUCCGUCGAUCGACAGCUUGGCGGAACAUUCGUGUCCGGCCAGGUCCUUGCUUCUCACAACCACCUUAAUGUGCGAAAUCGAUGGGAGGAUAAGAGGUCUGAAGGAGAGUGAUCUUGGACAGACGGGAGUCAAUAGAAUACAGGGCACAAUCGGGUGA